AUGUUGGCUGCUCGCUCCUUCGCCGCCCCCGCGCGGCAAUGCCUGCGCCAGGCGAACCGCUCCUCGAGAUGGGCGCCCGCGCUAUCCCAGGCCUCGACCCGCACAUAUGCCUCCGAGGUGGCCAAGUUCACGGGCACCAAGGGCAACGACGGCAAGUACAGCGUCACGCUCAUCGAAGGUGACGGUAUUGGUCCCGAGAUUGCGCAGUCAGUCAAGGACAUCUACUCGGCCGCCAACGUACCCAUCAAGUGGGAGUCAGUCGACGUGACCCCGCGGUUGAACGAGGAUGGCAAGACCGUUAUCCCCGAUGAGGCCAUCGCCAGCGUCACGAAGAACCUGGUCGCCCUCAAGGGCCCGCUUGCCACGCCCAUUGGCAAGGGCCACGUCUCGCUCAACUUGACGCUGCGCCGGACCUUCAACCUCUUCGCCAACGUCCGACCCUGCCGAUCCAUCGCUGGCUACAAGACACCCUACGACAAUGUCGACACGGUCCUGAUCCGUGAAAACACCGAGGGAGAAUACUCUGGCAUCGAGCAUAUUGUUGUCGACGGUGUUGUACAGAGCAUCAAGCUCAUCACCCGUGACGCUUCGGAGCGCGUUCUGCGAUACGCCUUCCAGCACGCCCGCGACAUUGGCAGGAAAAAGGUCCGCGCCGUACACAAGGCCACCAUCAUGAAGAUGUCCGACGGUCUCUUCCUGAGCACUGCCCGCGAGAUCUCCAAGGAGUUCCCCGACAUCGAGUUCGACGCCGAGCUGCUGGACAACACCUGUUUGAAGAUGGUCACAGACCCCGUUCCCUACAACGACAAGGUCCUUGUCAUGCCCAACUUGUACGGAGAUAUUCUGUCUGAUAUGUGCGCUGGUCUCAUUGGUGGUCUUGGCCUGACCCCCUCUGGCAACAUUGGUGACAAGUGCUCCAUCUUCGAAGCUGUCCACGGUUCAGCACCUGAUAUUGCUGGCAAGCAGCUCGCCAACCCCACCGCGCUCCUUCUCAGCUCCAUCAUGAUGCUGCGACACAUGGGCUUGAACAAGGAAGCCGCCAACAUCGAGCAGGCUAUCUUCAAGGUCCUUGCUGAGGGCAAGACUAUCACCGGUGAUCUCGGCGGUAAGUCCAAGACAUACGAGUAUGCGGACGCGGUCAUCAAGUCCUUGAAGUAG
Cucurbitaria berberidis CBS 394.84 is the source of this 1158-nucleotide messenger RNA. RefSeq lists its product as uncharacterized. Bases 1 to 1158 code for a protein of 385 amino acids. The transcript has 3 exons. Gene Ontology annotation, molecular function: magnesium ion binding; NAD binding; isocitrate dehydrogenase (NAD+) activity. The record is from RefSeq and is a predicted model, not a curated record. Gene Ontology annotation, biological process: tricarboxylic acid cycle; isocitrate metabolic process. Gene Ontology annotation, cellular component: mitochondrion. Lineage: Eukaryota; Fungi; Ascomycota; Dothideomycetes; Pleosporales; Cucurbitariaceae.